UUUUCUCUUCACUUUUCAGAUUAAUUAUUCGGAAUUUCUGGAGCCAUGAAACCAGAUUACCAUCCAAUACAUUGGACCGAUUGUUGGCACUAAAUUCUUUAUAUUCUCCGAAAAUAGAAGUCCACUUUUUAAGUUUAGCAACAAAUUUUCUGCUUGAAAUGACCAGGAUGAGCCCAGAUUAUCUAAACCCAAUAUUUGAGCAUCCUCUGUCAGAAUGUGAAUUUCAGGAAUAUACCAUAGAUCCUGACUGGCGUUUCCGAAGUACUGUGCUCACUCCAAUGUUUAUUGAGACCCAGGCUUCGCCGAGUAUUCUCCAUACCCAAACCCAGGAAGGGUCCCUUUCAGACCGAAGGCAGAAGUCUGGGCAAGUGCGAGCCACUCAACAGCAGUAUGAUUUCACCCCGACACAAACCAUAGUUGAAAGGAGCUCAUUCGAUUGGCUGACUGGGAGCAGCAUUGACCCAUUGGCAGAUCACACACUCGUCCCUUCAGAAUCCUCAUCUUCCUCCUUGCUGUUUGCUCACAAGAGGAGUGAAAAGUCACAGAGAAUAUCCUGGAAGUCGGUAGGACCUGACUUUGGGAUAAAAAAGUUGGGCCUUCCUGGUGAUGAGGUAGAUAACCAAGCAAAAAGUGGUAAGUAAAAUGCUGAAAUAUGUUUAAUAUGUAUUGCCCCUCCUGCAGAAGCUUACAUGGAGAGAGCAUUAUUUCUGACUGUCCACAUUUCCUUGAAAGCUGUAACGGAAAUCAUUAAAAUUCAACCCAUCAAUCAUUGUUUGGACACUUAACCAUGUUGAAAACAUUAUUUUCAGAUGUUCUUCAAGAAAUACUAUGUAUGUGGCAAGUCCAUUAGUUUAGUGACGUCUGGAACAUUAAGGGUAGGUAAGGCAGUAAAUGGGGUAGAAUUAGUAAGCCUAGUCUCAGGGGUGAGAGGUUAAAUCCAAGCACAGUGUGGAGCAAGUAUUUGGAAAGACUAGAUAAGGAAGGUAUUUGACAAGAGCCUGGAAGCCUAGGAUGUAGGAAGAGAAAUGACGAAAAAGAUGUAGAUAGAUAUUUUUGUUGAGUGGAAGAAACUCAAAAAUUAGUUCAGCAAGGUUUGUGGAGAGCAAAAUCCACUCUGAGGACCAUGUGUGGUCCAGCUGGAUCCAUGUCCUGGGAAACUUGGAGAGUUGUGAAGGAACCUGUAAAGGGAAGAAGCAGGGUACACUUUAGGAAGCUACCACCUGAUGAAUGGAGUAGAAUUAGUCAUGGGUACCACGUGGCGUGAGAAGAAUGGCAAAGCCCAGAAGCAC
Messenger RNA from Cricetulus griseus (Chinese hamster), 1289 nucleotides. Lineage: Eukaryota; Metazoa; Chordata; Mammalia; Rodentia; Cricetidae. The record is from RefSeq and is a predicted model, not a curated record.